Molecule: messenger RNA, 1620 nt
Organism: Lactuca sativa (garden lettuce)
Lineage: Eukaryota; Viridiplantae; Streptophyta; Magnoliopsida; Asterales; Asteraceae
Product: amino acid transporter AVT6C
Biological process (GO): amino acid transmembrane transport
Cellular component (GO): membrane
Molecular function (GO): L-amino acid transmembrane transporter activity
Source: RefSeq, a predicted model, not a curated record
UCUGAUAAUGAAAAUAAUUCAAAAGCCAUAACUUUCCCCUUUUGAAAUCAUAUAUAGAUCCACCAACAAAAUCUACAAUAGCUGUCCAGGAUCAUAUAUUUGUUCCUAUGCAUCCGAUUAUUUUAUCCAAAUUCUCUGCGAAAUUCACAUCAGUCAUCACAAUCACCAUCACCGAACUCCCCCAAAUUCAGUCAUGAAACCAGAGAUCAACCGAGAUUCGAUUGCUACCACCGCCCUUCUCCCGAAGUCACAACCACCGGAAAAUGAAAUCGCCGGAACUUCUUCUCUCUCCGGCGCCGUAUUCAACGUCUCAACCAGCAUGGUUGGUGCUGGAAUCAUGUCGGUUCCAGCGACUCUCAAGGUCCUCGGCAUAAUCCCAGGGUUCGUUAUGAUCCUGAUAACGGCGUUCGUAGUCGAAGUCACGGUGGAAUUUCUAUUGAGAUACACCAAUUAUACCGGUGAGGCGAACACCUACGGCGGCGUAAUGGCUGAAUCGUUCGGGAAAUUUGGUUCCAUUUCACUUCAACUCUGUGUCAUGAUUACAAACCUCGGAGCCCUAAUUAUCUACCUGAUUAUCAUCGGAGACGUUCUAUCUGGAUCGCAAUCCGAUGGGGUAUUACACUCAGGCAUUUUACAAGAAUGUUUUGGAUUUCACUGGUGGAAUUCGCGUGCGUAUUCGGUCUUGUUCGUUGUGAUCUUCGUGAUGCUUCCGCUUCUUUUGCUCCCUCGAGUAGAAUCAUUAUGCCAUGCUUCGGCUGUUUCGAUUCUCCUAGCAGUGGUGUUUGUCGUUAUCAUCUCCGGGAUGGCGGUUUAUGCCAUGUUGGAAGGGAAAACUCAAGAACUCAGACUCAUUCCAGAUUUUGGCGAUGGAUUCUCUUUCUUCAAUCUUUUCACAACCAUCCCUGUUCUGGCUACUGCCCUUGCUUGCCACGUCACUAUCCAUCCGGUACGAGCCGAACUUGAAAAUCAAUCGGACAUGACAUCCGCAGUGCGGAUCUCUUUAAUCCUAAGUGUAGCAAUCUACUUUGCCGUUCGGUUCGUAGGGUACCUUCUUUUUGGCGAUUCAAUCAUGGCCGAUAUGUUAGUCAACUUUGACGAAACUUCUAAUUCGCCAGGUGGCCUAGUCAUCAAUGCAGUCGUUAGGUUAAGCUAUGCGGUCCAUCUUAUGCUUGUUUUCCCCGUGAUUUUUUACACAUUACGUGCUAACAUGGACGAAAUGAUUUUUCAACAAAAAUCACUUCUCGCAAAUGACACCACAAGAUUCGUGUCCCUCACGUGUGUGUUACUUGCUUUCAUAUAUUUCGUCGCAAUUGCCAUCCCGAAUAUUUGGUACUUCUUUCAGUUCAUGGGAUCGACUACGGUUUCUUGUAUUGCAUUCAUAUUCCCCGCUGCUAUUGUUCUCAGGGAUGUUCAUGGGAUUUCUUCGAGAAAAGAUCGGGUGAUGGCGAUAAUGGUGGUAGUAUUGGCUGUGGUGACUAGUGGUAUUGCCAUUUCAACAAAUUUGUAUAGUUCAAUAGGGAAUUCUACAUGAUUUUUUUUCUUCUCACAAGACUAAUAAAUAGGAGUUUAAAUUGUAACAUUUUAAAUGUUGUCAUCUAUAGAAGAAAAACAAAUGCUCUA